ACUCGUUCCUCAAUCCUCAUUCCCCGCACUCGGAACUGCUCCCUUUGGGAGGAACCUUAAGUUGAGUUCUUUCCGACUGGGCGGCGGCGGCGGACCACCUAUUAGAACACAAAAAGAGAAGCGACGGCGGGUGGCGGCCGUGGGAAAGUGAGGCGAGGGCGCCUCUUGAGGUGGAGACGGGGACGGGGACGGAAGGGGAAUCCGGCAAGUCCACCGAGCAGCAGCCUGAAGCUCUUUCUUGCGGCACCGAGAUCCAGAGUAAGGUUCCAGUCCCCCCCCUUCCCCAUCCUCGUGGCAUGACUCCUGAGAAGCUCGAAGACUUUCAGGGGCGGAUCAUAAAACUGGAGCGGGAGGAUAUGCCUAACCAGUCGGACACAUUGGAUGGUGGUGGCGAUGAGGCGGAGGAUGCGAUGGACAGGGGCAAAUCUGUUGUCUUGGAGGAGGAUCAGUCUGAAGAUGUCUCUUGCAGCCCUGAGAUCCAGAGUAAGGUUCCAGUCCCUCCUCCUUCUCACGGCAUGAAGAAGGGGGGUCACAAGGGUCCGGUCAUCCCUCCUGAGAAGCUCAAACAAUUGGCGGGGCUGCGAUCAGAACUGCUUAAGGAGGAGAAAACGCUGUUGGCCGAUUUUCGAAGACGGAAGGAGAGAGCACUGGAGGAGCAUGAGAGGACCGAAGGUGACUCGUUGCCGUGGACGCCGAGCGUGGAAUAUGUAUCAGUUGUGAGUGCUAUUUUGGAUGACCUCGAGCGAAACAGAGAGAAACAGAAGGAGGUCAAUCCUGUUUUUUUCGAAGCCAUGGAAGCCUGGUCGGCUGAAGUGGGGCGGAAGAAGAGGACCAAGUUGCGGAGGGGCAGCGGCAAAUCCCUCUUGGAGGAACCAGUUCUUUCUUGCGGCUCUCUGAUCCAGAGUGAGGUUCCAGGUCCUCCUUCCCCUCCUCCUUUACAACAGCAGAGGCAACCAUCUGUGUAUGACUGCCAUGAGAUUUAUCCGGAAGGUGCCCAUGAGGAUGAGGUGACAACCAUGGAGGUGCAUUUCAAAAAUUUGGACUUGUCUGGAACCAAAUUAGACGACGGGGAAAAGGUUGAGGCCAGGACGCAGCAGUCUGAAGUUAUUUCUAGUCGACCUGACAUCCAGAGUAAGGUUCCUCCUCGUCGCAGUAAGAAGGGAAAAUCCUUCGUGGAGAAGCAGUUGAUUGGUCCAUUGCCUUGUGAGACUGAGAUGCAAUCUCAACAACUUCCCCGCGGGCCUGAUACCAAGAUGCAGUCUCGUGGCAGUAAGAAGGGGAACCGCGGGGGUCAUAAGAAGGGGAAGCGCGGAGAUUGUGCUGCGGCUCCAUCUGCAAGGCCCCAACACCAUGCAGCCAUGGAUCUGAAGCAGGUCCAAGGCUCCAAUGAAUCCAAACUGUGCCCAUGUGAUCAUGAUAUGAAGAUGGAGAUGGACAGAGGCAAAUCGGCCCUGGAAAUAGCCAAAGAGGAGGAGAUGGCCUUUGAGGCCAACAGCUUUGCCUCGUACCGUACAAGCUGGGAAUCUAACUGGGGAGCGUGUGGCCGCGCGUUCUUCGAAGACACGACGACCGUGAGUCCCAUGCACUUUACCCACUGCACACCUGGAUGCGACCCAGGAGAUGCCGCCAUCGCUGGGGCCACCCUGCAGAUCUUCACCAUCAAGCUCGAGGAGUUAAAAGGCGGCCUUGAGUGGCCAUUGUCUGUGUAUGGGGUGGUUGCCGCUCGAGACUGCGUGGAUCACAGCCGCAACCUCCUCUUCUCUUGCGAUAGGUGGAGGUCGCAGAAGCUCAGUCAGGACGAUCCUUUUUUGCGCUUAAUUGGCCCGUCUCGUGCCAUUGUGUUUACUGAUGAUGUUUACUUUGAAACCGAGCUAAGAGUGAAAGGCAAAACAUUGUCUCAAGAUAUAGCAUUGAUUAGUGGGAGGCGCCAUUACAGCGGAGGACAUACCAUUUCCUUCAGCAACUGCUUCUGCAGAAUAGAGUUAUGCAUGGAGCGAAUUCAUGAAACUGUCCAGGCCACUAUAUUGGGUGUCUGUGUCAAAAAUGGACCAUGGCCUUUCGAUUACGGUGGUAAAGUGGCUUGCCUCUCACCACCGCGGACAUAUAAGGUCACUGAUGGUAAAGUCUUUUAUACUACUCAUGCCCCAUCCAUGGAAAUUGUGAUGCUUGCUUCACGCGGUAGAACAAUGCCUAAGGGUUCAUAUGGUUACCUUCGUCUAUCAAGGCAUGUAGUUUCUGUAGAAUUGGAAGGAAGCCUGAAUGUUGUCAUACAAGCCUACUCAGAAUCUGGUGAUAUCACCGCACAAGGUGAGGUUUGCUUCACGCCCAAAGCUUGCAAUAUAAGUCAGGAGACAUGUUUCUUGGGUGACCGUGACCCUAAGGUGGAAGUGGAGAUUACUGUCGCUUGGUCUCUUCUUGUUUCGAACAGGCGUCAUUUGAUGAUGAAUGGAAUGGACUUUGACGAAUUGAAAGAAGCGGUCAGUGGGAUGGGGGUUUGAAUGUUGUGAAGAUGAUGGCUAAAGAGAGGCACUACAGAUCUCUAUUUCCUCUAAAUUUAUCUGUCCGGUCUGUCGAAGUGCCUUUGUAUUUCUGCAUCUAAUAGCAGAUAUUUAUGUUUAGUGUCCAGCAAUUCGGCUAUUAACUGCAUGUUAUGUAGGCAACCAUAUGUGUACAACUUGUAAGUUAUGUUGUGUUUUUUCUUU
Molecule: messenger RNA, 2702 nt
Organism: Triticum aestivum (bread wheat)
Lineage: Eukaryota; Viridiplantae; Streptophyta; Magnoliopsida; Poales; Poaceae
Exons: 3
Coding region: 297-2498 (733 amino acids)
Source: RefSeq, a predicted model, not a curated record